CGAAAUGAACUGUCUCCCAAUUCAUCUUUCGGUUCUGACAAGCAUACGCAGAAGGCCAUUUAAUUGAACGGUGACCAAGACAUGCCACAAAUGAAAUCGUUGCAAAUUUUGCCUGACUUUCUGGACCAAGCGGCUCACGACGAGAUGGACCAAGAAGUCUGGAAACUUCUGCAAAGACGUUUUAGAGCCAAAGAUAAUGCUGAUGUGGUUGAGCAGCUAUCCAGUGUAAAUGCGGACGAUCUGCUUGAUAAGCAAGAAAUCUUUGGCGCCGUGCUGUAUGCCAUCCUCCUUCCUCUGAGCUACCGCGGCAGCAAAAUUCAAAAGAAGUAUAUGAAGCUGUCAUCUUGCGAAGAUGUAUUCUCGGGACCUCGUGCCGACAAAGUUCUGCAGCUGAUGAAAAUUUGUGCUAAGAAAGGCACUUUUGAGAGCAUCCGCAACUUCAGCCUAUUCAGAAGAGUCAUUAGUACUGAGGAAAUCAUCUCAGAGAUGUCUCAACCGACGAUAUCGGCAUGGUCACGAAACUUCUAUGGUACCGCUCAUCAGACACUGUACAGCAGCAUCGAGAGGAUGAACUCUUCUCGCGUCCCGGAGCAAUUGUACUCCAACUAUAUUUCUAUUGUCCAAAGCUCUGGUACCGGAAAAUCACGCACGGUCGACGAAAUGGCUCGCUUGGUGUUCACAUUUCCCUUCAAUCUUCGUGCGGAAGGCUACCCAGGUUAUGCAUAUCCCGCUGCAGAUUCCGCAAUCCGUGACUUUCUGCUAGAACAGGGUUCCGAGAGGAACUAUGAUUCUAUAGUAGCUGCUUAUCUAGUCUUCUUCCAGCACAUGUUCAUAUUGACUGCGCAAAGGCUGCCUACUGUUGGGAACUCUAUCGAAGACCAGACGGUGCGAAGUCGAAGUAAUGCACAUGAACUAGCCGAAGAAUGGAGGACGCACCUUGCAAAAGGUGAUACGAGAAAGAUAUUCUAUUCGCAAAUGGUAUCUGCUCUCAGACGUUUGCCAUCAGUGAUGGAAUUGAAACAGAACGAAGGUGUCAUCAAGCUCAAUUCAUACAUUCAGUCUGCGGUCGAUGCGGGUCACACACUGUUGGCUACCAUUGACUCCCUUGUGAAUGAUAAGCCUGCCGACUCUAUACGUCUGGUCAUGUACUUCGACGAUGCCCAUUCACUGACGCAGCACAGCAUUAGUGGAAUAGCCCCUAGUCCCAUUCAUUAUCACGCUCUAUGCAAGGCUAUCGACCAACUAGCCGCCCUCCCUCUUUUCGUUGUGAUGCUGUCAUCGACAUUACAACUUCGCGGACCAUCUCCUCCGAAUAUGUUCUAUCCCUCAACGCGAGGUGGAAAUCAGGGUGAUCCCCAAUCACCGAUCACCGAAAUGCCCUUUGACCUUCUCUACAACAACGAGCCUUUGGUUCCUCCAGAAGGAGUAACGCUGAUGGAGGCUUGCGAACUAACAUUUAUCUGCCGAUUCGGUCGUCCACUUUGGAGAGCGUUGUUCAUGUCUGGAGAUCGUGCUGUCCGAGUUACCAUGGUGGAAACAGCGUUAUCAAAACUCACUGGAUACCACCCCAAUGGGACUUACAACCACGCCCAUCUUGCGGCUUUGAGCACUCGAUUGCUUCUGGAAUUUGAGCCUGCUCGCGAGCUAUCCCGCACAGUGGAGGCGGAACUAGUUGACAACAAUCUUCGGAUUGCCUAUAGCGUUCCAAAGCGUCGUGGAUAUCCCCGAUCAGGGUAUCCAUCAGAACCGAUCCUUGCCGAGGCUGCUGCACGCUUGUUAAAUCGGAGCGAAUUCUCGGUUCCUGCUAACUUGGCACCAUACGUCCGGAGCGGAUUAAUCAAGAAAGGCAAAAAAGGCGAACUUGUUAUGCGCUUGCUGCUGCUCGAAGCGUUUGACAAGGCAACAAGGAAGAAGUUUGGAAAUAGCGAGGACCCAGAGCACCUGACGUUCGACCAUCCCAUCCUAGUCAUCGACUUCCUACAAGCGCUCUUCGGUGAGAAGAAUAUGAAAGCAGUCUUGGACAAGGACGCACAGAACCGUGCGAACUGGAGAACGUUCAGGCAUGCGUUCGGAAAUGCAUACGUUCACUUCACACAUUUCGGAAAGUCGGAAGACGAGUCCGUCUCGAAUCAAUUUGGCGCUUGGGCGGCCGUGAUGCGUGGAAUGGCUAUGCAGUGCUUCACAGAUCAAAAUGUCAUCGACUGCAUCGUACCGGUAGUUUUCGGCCUUGACAAGAAGAUAACGCCAGGUAGAAUGAGCGCGAUCCUCGUCCAAGUGAAGAACAGAGUACCUCCCGGGAACCUAGCUCUGGACGAAAAGAGCCUAGAUGACGGUCAUGGUUUCUUUCGGCGAGACAGUACCAAAACAUUGACCGACAAUCGCCCUUACAUCACGAUUGUGAUGCAAUUUGGCGCGGGGACCGCUGCAUCCGAGAGGGCACUGCCUACAGCAGAGGUCCAUCAACUGAACACAUCUUUUUAUCCUGUGGAGUCGACGGUCAGUUGCAGUACUUACAAAGAGGCUGAGGCGCGAUUGGCGACUUUAUACGAUCCUGACGAGGACUUGCUACCCCUGGAAGGACAACAAGAAGAGGAGACGGAUCUCCCUCACCCACGAUACGAGAUCGUCGCCGGUGACUGUAAUCCCACAACGUUCGAAGCUAUGCUCGAUCAUAGAGGCAAUCAGCAAAUCACGACGAAUUUGUAUGCGUACUUGUUGGGCAGCAGUGAUGUCUACGACGAGCAUCCGAGACAGGAAGAGGAAAAUCUCGCAGCUCUGCGCAACUUGAAACCGGGUUGGAGCGUCGGAGAUGACUACUACGACUGGACAGGUAAUGAGUUCCUGUGUGAAGGAGCACCCGGACGAAGGAGACAAGUAAAGUCAAAUGGCUCGGAGGGCGCAAUCCGGGCACCAACCGCCAGCGCAACAUCCGAAGACGUUGCUAUGGGUAGUUAA
Laetiporus sulphureus 93-53 is the source of this 2955-nucleotide messenger RNA. RefSeq lists its product as uncharacterized. The transcript is spliced from 6 exons. The record is from RefSeq and is a predicted model, not a curated record. Bases 82 to 2955 code for a protein of 957 amino acids. NCBI's taxonomy places the organism in Eukaryota, Fungi, Basidiomycota, Agaricomycetes, Polyporales, Laetiporaceae.